Messenger RNA from Argiope bruennichi, 6329 nucleotides. RefSeq names its product IQ motif and SEC7 domain-containing protein 1-like (gene siz). Gene Ontology annotation, molecular function: protein binding; guanyl-nucleotide exchange factor activity. Lineage: Eukaryota; Metazoa; Arthropoda; Arachnida; Araneae; Araneidae. The record is from RefSeq and is a predicted model, not a curated record. The transcript has 14 exons. The coding region runs from base 795 to 4691 and encodes 1298 amino acids. Gene Ontology annotation, biological process: actin cytoskeleton organization; regulation of ARF protein signal transduction.
GACGACUAACUGCCUGUUCCACUUGAUAGAUCCAUGUGACCUAUCUAUCUCGGGCUUCCUCGUAAAAAAAGCUCUACUACAGCCAGCAGCAACUUGUUAUUGAAGUCGCUAGAGGGAAAAGGAAAAAUAAGAAAUCGUAAUCUUCGGAUCUGGCAUCAGUGCUGGCUUUCCGAACGUUUCAGCUGGUUGUGUGACAGGCUGGUGUGUUUGUGUGUGUUGUCAUUCUGUCGAACAGCCGGGUCGUGUUUGAAGCGGAUUUUUUCAGUGGUUUACUGUGCUACUGUGUCAUGAUUUUGCUUUGUAGUUAUAGUGCGUCGAUAAAAUUCGACUGAAUCCAACAUGUGGUAACUAAACCGUUUCCUUGGAAUAAAUACUCUUCGAUAUUUUUUAAAGUUCAAUAUUUCGAAAAUUCAAUGCAAAACAAAAAUCUGAUUAUGUUUAGAAGAAAUAAUCAACGAUACCAUUGAGUGUCCCAUCUUUUGCACUAUAACUAUAAUAAUAAAAAAAAAAUUACUUUUAACCAAUAUCAAAUAUUUGUGUUAACUUGUGAAAAAUCUUUUUCCCCUUAUACUGUGUUAUCCAGGAUGUUGUGGAAUAAUCAAUAAUCUUCUAGUUGUGUUUGCAUUUCUGAUAAGCAACUGAUAGAAUCGUUUGUUUUUAUGGAAAAGUGAUAUCGCCUAAUUUAUUUUAUCCAAACGAUAAAGGAUCAUAAAUAGGUGUGGUGCCCUUUCGCUUUCCUGUUUUAUAUUUCUUAUCAUAAAGUUUGUUAUGUGCCAUUCUGGAUAUUGUGUACAAUGAGUAGAACUAAGUGCGACUCAUCUGUCAACUCUAAUCCGUGGUGUCAAGAUGAUUACAGAAACGGAUCACAAUUUCGUGGUAAACAGUUAUCCUCCAUGUUCACGACGACUUGCGAUGAAACAUGGGACCAGGACCAAAAAAUCAGCUCUGGCCAGGCUGAAUCUAAACUAAAUAAAUACAGCCUUGUGAUUGUCUUGCCACCUGGUACUAAUGACCAGAACCAUGAUACCGAAAAAUCACCUACGCAAAGUAGUAUAACCAAUAUCCAAAUGGAUUCUGGAAUCGGAUCUAUGUCUCCAUCACCUCCAAAGACGCCAACUCCUGAUUAUGAUUCAUUAGAGGAUUCUUAUGAGGAGAAUCAUUCACCAGGUAAUACCCAAGGAAUUCCAAUUCCGAAGAAAGUAACGUUUUCAAUAGUUGACACUGGUGAUGAUUCCCUGAUGCAGGAAUCAAGAUAUUCUAAAUCUUCUUGGCGGGACAUACUGAUGCACGAUCCAUCGGAAUCUCGUGACCAUCUAACUUAUUGCUAUCGCCAAGAUUGGGUGAAUGGGGAAGCCAAGUCUAAAUCCAAAUCGAAAAAAUUGCCUAAGCAUCUGUAUUUGUCAACGACCAUUUUAAAUGAUUUGGAACAGAUUUCAGAGAGGUCUUCCAGGUCUGAAACGAGACCAAAAAGAGGUACCAAGCUUGUACGUCGAGCUAGCUCCUUGGAUCGUUUUGAAGAACUUCGCUAUAGCUACCGAUAUCAAGAUUGUAUUCCUCUGCUUUGUGAUCCGGAUCCUUUAAAGACACCGGUGACGAGCAGCGGGAAACGAAAAAGCGGUCGAAAAUCGAGAAUACCAAAAUCAACAGAGAGUUCCUCCCUCAAGCCUGUGGAACGGGCUUCCUGUGGACCUGGUCCACCAUUGAAGCAGUUGAGAUCCUACUCUGUUGAGAGUAACGGUAACUGCAAUUUUGCAGCAUCUCAGCUGGGACGUGCUAGACAAAGGUCUGUCAGUGGUAAUGUUUCUAGUAAGAAGACACCAGUACGUCGAGUUGAUGAUGAUGCUCUCAAAAGGUCACGUUUGCACAACAGCCAGUAUGAGCUCUCUCAAGAUCUGUUAGAUAAGCAGGUGGAAAUGCUUGAAAGGAAAUAUGGCGGUGUGUGUGCCCGUAAAGCAGCCCUGACUAUCCAAAGAGCCUUCCGAAAGUACACCAUAAUGAAACGCUUUCAGGACAUUGCUAAUGCCUCCAAAGGAGAAAAACGUUUGUCUAGAAGAUUUCCAACAUUUGACAUGGAAAAUAAAGAGUGGGUUGUGUAUAAUAGUAAUGGAACUGUGUCUCGAUACCCUCAUUUCCAACAUCACCAGAGCUGUUAUGAGGGUGAAGUCAAAAUGUGUAAUAACUUCCACACUAAUGUCAACUCUGAUGCAAUGUUGCAGUCACAGUACAAUGCACUAUAUCGCGAACUCAACGAUACACUAGACUCUGACGACGGUUCUCGCUACAGUAAGCCCUGUCGCACACAGAGCUUUAGGGAACGUCGCAUUAAGUAUCAAGAGGCUUAUAGCCAGGGUCUUUAUAUGCAAGAAUGUAACAAUAAAGAAUCUUGUGAACAAUAUGGUGGUAAGCCAGUUUCUCAUCUAAAUAGUGCAUAUUAUCAAGAUGCAUACCAAUCCUCAGUGACUAGGUCACCUCCAGCAUUCCCUCGACAUCCAGCAUGGACUGCUGUACCAAAUGCUAAUAAUCAAAGAACUCAUUGUGCAUCAAAUCAAUCUUCUGUUUAUGUUCAUUCUAGUCCAAUUAUUAAAGUUCAACAUCAACCUACAAGGGAUUCCAUAUCGUCCGAAGACAGUUCAUUGAGCUCUCUCAGUGUUGACAUAGAUUCCAGUGAAGCUGAUACCAAUAUUCAGCGAGGUAUUUCAGCAAGACACUCACUUAACAUUAGUCCUUCCAAAAUGCCAACAUCUAAUGUCCUUCAAAGAAAUGCUGCAAGAGCUAGUGAUGUUGCACUUAGUCGCAGAGUUUCUCCACGGGUAGACCAAAAGAAGGUGCCACCCCAGGUUCCUAAGAGGACAUCUUCUAUUCCAAAUAGAGAUGGACUGUCUGAAUCGGAUAAUAGCCUAUCUGAUAGUAGUCAAACGCUUAUAGCAAGCACUAGCUCCACCAGUAAAACAGUGGAAGCAUCUCCAGUUUGGAAAAGAAAAUCUCUAGUCUUAGCUGAGCAAUCUGUAAGUGCAGAAGAUAAACGAUUAAGCAACAUAUCUGAAAAUAGUGAAGACAGUCUCGACAGUGGUGGUGGUUAUUCGAACACACCUCCAGCUGAUAUGAGCCAUUCAUUUAAUGCCCAUAAUUACCCAGAUAUUCGAACUCCUCAUGACUUACCUGGCACUCCAACUAUAUACAAGUUGACAGAAAUUCAAAGAAAGAGACAGUAUAGAGUUGGAUUAAAUUUAUUCAAUAAAAAGCCUGAGCGAGGUAUUCGCUACUUAAUUCAAAGAGGUUUCCUGGAAGCUUCUCCUCAAGCUGUUGCUAGGUUUUUGUUGACAAGAAAAGGGCUUAGUAAACAAAUGAUUGGAGAAUACCUUGGAAAUUUACAGAGUCCUUUCAACAUGGCUGUGUUAGAGUGUUUUGUUCAAGAAUUGGACUUAGCUGGAAUGCAAGUUGAUGUUGCAUUAAGAAAAUUCCAAACAUUUUUCAGGAUGCCUGGUGAAGCACAGAAAAUUGAAAGGCUCGUUGAGGUCUUUAGCCAUCGCUAUAUUGAAUGCAAUCAUGACAUAGCUUCUAAAUUUCACAAUCCAGAAACAGUUUUUGUUCUUGCAUUUGCCAUCAUUAUGUUAAAUACUGAUCUUCACACUCCCAACAUGAAAGCUGAAAGACGAAUGAAACUGGAUGAAUUUGUUCGAAACCUGAGAUCUAUUGAUGAUGGCCAUGAUUUAGACAGAGACAUGCUGACAGGGAUUUAUGAACGAAUCAAAACCAAUGAAUUCAAAAUGGGAUCGGACCAUGUAACUCAAGUUCUAAAAGUUCAGCAGACAAUAGUUGGUAAAAAACCUAACCUUGCUUUACCUCAUCGAAGGCUGGUUUGUUAUUGCCGUCUAUAUGAAGUUUAUGAUGUCAGCAAGAAAGAACGUCCUGGUGUACAUCAGCGAGAAGUUUUCUUAUUUAAUGAUUUAUUAAUGGUGACAAAAAUUUUCAGUAAAAAGAAAAAUAGUAUUACUUAUACUUUUAGACAGUCAUUUCCUUUGUGUGGCAUGAGUGUGACAUUAUUUGAAGCCCCAUAUUAUCCUCAUGGAAUUCGUUUGAGUCAAAGAGUAGAUGACAAGGUUCUAGUAACCUUUAAUGCUCGGAAUGAACAUGACAGAUCAAAAUUUGUUGAAGAUUUAAAAGAAUCAAUAUUAGAGAUGGAUGAAAUGGAAAAUCUUCGUAUUGAAGGGGAACUUGAAAAGCAAAAGAUGAUGAGGGUUCGUGGUGCAGAAAAUAGGGAUUCUGGAGUUGCUGACAUGGAAAUAAUUCCUCAACCUACCAAAGAUGGCAAACUGUCUCCAGAAAGUGUUGCAUCAGGAAAUAAUCUGAAACGUUCUGCUUUGUCCAAUUCAUUGCUUGACCUCCAUGAACAGCAAAUUAAUAAACCAGUGCGAAGAGGAAGUGCAGGCUCCUUGGAUAGUGGGAUGUCAAUAUCUUUCCAGUCCUCUGCAGCUAGCAGUGUGAGCCACGAUUCUUCCCCACAAAUUGUUCAUGCCAGCUCCACAUCUUCUGGGUCCGGAUCUAGCCUAGGCAGCACUAGGAGUGGACCUGAAUCCACAUCAAAACAGCCCUCUUCACAAGCAGGAUUUCUGGGUGGACUUUUUAGUAAAAAGGGCAAACACACCAGCAAAAGCAAUGUGAGGAAACCUCUUGAUGGUUCCGACACUUAAAGGAAUCCUCCGAAGGAUAGGAAUAUAGCGUUUCAAAUUGUCAGAUUUUAAACCAUUCUCAAAUUAGGGAUUUGUUACAAUCUUGUGAAUAGGACAGCUGUUGUCAUAGAGAAUUAGCAGCCUUUUGCUACAACUCGCAUUUGACAAAUCAAGUAUGAUCCUGUAUAAGGACUUGCGUCAUGUGAAAGACUCGCAUGCUUUCCGACCGUUUGUACUCACAUAGCUUUAUUAUUCAGUAUAUAAAAGUACAGUGUAUAUAGAUAAAUCUCUUGUAAGAACAGUGUAUAAUAGUCUGAUGUACAUAGUGUUUAGUAAUCUCAUUACUUUAUGCAGACGUAAUGACGUCUAUCUGUGUAUUGCAAGUGAAACCUAAGUAAUGAGCAAAUUUAAUAUAUUUGAGAGUGUAUAAAAUAAGUUAUAUAUAUUAUACAUAUAUAUAUUCAGAGUUCAUAGAGACAGAUAAUAGUGUAUAAUAGGCCAGCUCAAAUUUUGUUUAUGAGAAUGGAAAAUACUGUAUUUGAUAGAGUGAAAUCUUGUCAAGUUUUGAAAAGUAUUUAUGCUAUGGAUCUUUGUGUUGUGUUGAGUGACAAAUUAUGUGUUUAAAAAAACCAAGAAUUUUUUUUUCUGAGCACUUUUUUGAUACUUCCAAUCUAUGCAUAAUACACAAAGAAGCCAAAAUGCUCUCUAAAAUUUUAUUAUGAUGUCAUAAAUCUAUAUGUGUGAUUCCUAAUUGAUGUACUCAUAAUCGUUGUCUUAUAUGACUGUAAUAUGAAUUUUGUUUCAUUAUAAAUGUGCAAUUUGUAAUAUAAAAUUUGUUCUAGUGUUUUGACAAAUUUUCUAUUAUCCCGGUUUUUACAAAAUGAAAAUAUUCUUUUUUUUUUUGUUAAUGUGUUUAAAUAUUCUAUGAAAUUAUUUUAUGCUCUUUGAAUUUUUAUUGUUGCAGAAAUUAAGUUCACAAUAUACCCAUGAUUUUACUUUUUAAAUAAUUGUCAGGCGUGUAGGACCAGAUAAAAAAAAUUCUUUAAUCAUACAAUUAUGUACAGAAAUGGAAACUGUGUAAUGUUUAUUCUUCCUUUUGAAUUUUUUUUUAUUGGUAUAUAUAAAAGAAUUUCAAAGCUCUAGUUUCAUAUUUAAUUUAUUAUUAAAUUUUCUAUUGGUAUUUAAUACAUAUAUUCAUUAAACUAAAUAAUUUAAAGAAAUGUUUUUUUAUAGACAACACGUAUUAAUACACGAUCAUUAUUCGAGUUAUACAAUCUAAUUGGUAGUGUAUUAAAUGCUGAUGCUUCCAAAUGCGUAGCUCGUUGUUUAUUCUAUCCGAAAAUUAUGAUAUUUGUGUGUUUAUUUGAAUGUUUAAUUUAUAUUGUACAAAAGUGUAACUGAAUAAGAAUGUGUUUGAAUGGGUCCAAGCAUAAAUUGACAUGUUUCUUUUAAAGAAUGUUCAGCCUCAAUUUCUAAAUUGUUGUACUCAAUUUUUGAUAUUCGUUUCUUUCAUGACCUUUUGUUAAAGAUGAAAAUAUUGAUGUAAUAAAGCAUUUUAACAAUCAAUCUGUUUCCAUUUAGAAAUUAACUGUUAAUAUUAAUUUAAAUUGUGUGAUAGUACUUAUUGUAUAAAUAAGCCUGGAGCUUAACAAAGAAAAU